Physella acuta is the source of this 1386-nucleotide messenger RNA. RefSeq names its product acid phosphatase type 7. NCBI's taxonomy places the organism in Eukaryota, Metazoa, Mollusca, Gastropoda, Physidae. Gene Ontology annotation, molecular function: acid phosphatase activity; metal ion binding. The record is from RefSeq and is a predicted model, not a curated record.
CUAAGGAACCUGUUUUGUCUGGUUUUAGAUGCCUUCGUUUUGGCAAGAUGCCUAGCUAUUUUGCCUGGAAUGAGCUCCGACUUUCAAAACAACCUCCAGCUGAUCUCCCAAUUCCCUGCGGCUCAAUGCAAGCCACAACACGUGCACUUGUCUUUUGGGACAAGCGUUCAUGACGUCACUAUAAUGUGGGCCACGCAUGGUUUAUGUAAUAGUAAGGCGAAGCUUGGCAAGUUUCCUUGGAAACUGGAGCAGGAAAUUCAAGCGGAAAAUGUUUUCUUCAAUAAAAGAAACAAACACGGCCUUAAACAUUUGCAUCGAGUCAAAGUUCAGCAUCUGUUACCAGAAACAAUGUACUACUACAUGGCUGUGAGCAAUGAGAGCUAUUCAAGAAUCUUUUACUUCCAGACACCACCUGCAGGCAAUAAAUGGUCUCCUGACUUUUUGAUGUUUGGAGAUUUAGGCAUCCACUCCAACACCACCCCAUCCCUGAUCAACGAAGCUUUUUCUGGCAACUACACAGCUCUCUUUCAUGUGGGGGACUUUGCUUACGACUUGCAUCAUCAGAAUGGUUUGGUUGGUGACUACUUCAUGGAGCUGAUAGAACCUGUGGCGGCCUUCAUCCCUUACAUGACGUGUCCAGGAAACCACGAAAGUGAGAGAGAAAGUUUCGAACACUACAGACACCGUUUUUCCAUGCCGGGCUCGGACUGGCCAACUCCCGUACAUAAGAUGUGGUACAGCAUUGACAUCGGCCCUGUGCACUUUGUCAGUUAUUCAUCGGAGGUGUUUUUUGCAAGCUCGGGUAGAAAUGCUGAGCUCCAGAAACGGUGGCUGGUGAACAACCUGCGGGGAGUGAACCGUGAGCGGACGCCGUGGGUGAUAGCGUUUGGCCACAGGCCCAUGUACUGCAGUGGUAGCCGCGGGUCUGACUGCGCGUAUCCAAACUCCAGAGUGAGAAGAGGCCUAGAAGAUAUAUUUGUUGAGUUUCAAGUGGACCUAAUCAUUCAAGCUCAUGAACACAACUAUGAGCGGCUAUGGCCAGUUUACAAUUGGGAGGUUGGGCCAAAGUCCUACAUCAACCCCCCUCUGCCAGUUCAAAUCAUAACAGGGGCCGCCGGCAGCAUAGAGAGAACGGAUAAGUUUCUGAGAAACGCAAAUGAAUGGUCAGCGUUUCGUCUGGAUAAAGAUGCUUUCAAUAGUUAUGGACGUUUGUUAGUUAAAAAUGCUAGCCACUUGUACUGGGAACAACGUUCUAUUUAUAACCACGCUAAACUGGACAGCAUCUGGAUUAUAAAGGACCCAAAGGUUUAAGCCUAAAGUUGAAAAUGUGCAUGGAGUACACAAACACAUAAAGAAUAAAAUGCUAUGAUAAACAUAUAUAUAUAU